AUGAGGUUGACAUCUGUAGCUAUUGGUGUAUUUGGAUCUGAUGGAGCUACUUCAUAUUUUGGAUUGCUUCGGAUAUUUGGAUGCUCGGCAUAUUGUCACAUUAAAGAUGUGAAAUUUGAUCCGAAUGCACAUUUGGGAUUCAGAGGCGUGUUUGAUUAUCAGGUGGAGAGUGUUGGACAAAUCAUUGGGAUAUCGCAACGGGUGGAGAGUGGUGCUACUCCACGUUGGGUGGAGAUUACUCCACAUACUCCAGAUUAUCCUGUAUCGUUUGAGAUUCUAGCUGAGGUGGAGAUGUUUGGUUCGUUUCUCUUUGAGGCUAGUGGGAGAGUUAUCACCUACAGAUUUGUUGGUGAUGAUCGAGAAGGUGAGGAAGACAUUCUUAAGAGACUCGGUGAUUUGAUGAAUGACAGUCAUUAUAGCUACAAUGUUCUAUAUGAGUGCAGUUGCCCAGAGUUGGAAGAGCUUGUGAAAGUUUGUCGAGACAAUGGAGCACUUGGAGUGAGACUUACUGGUGCUGGAUGGGGUGGCUGUGCAGUUGCUUUAGUUAAAGAAAGUAUCGUCCCUCAGUUCAUUCUCAAUUUAAAGGAGUCAUUCUACCAGUCUAUGAUUGGGAAGGGUAUCAUCAACAAGAAUGAUCUUCAUCUUUAUGUCUUUGUCUCCAAGCCUUCAAGCGGCGCUGCAAUAUUCAAGCUUUAA
Molecule: messenger RNA, 696 nt
Organism: Asparagus officinalis (garden asparagus)
Lineage: Eukaryota; Viridiplantae; Streptophyta; Magnoliopsida; Asparagales; Asparagaceae
Product: galactokinase-like
Exons: 7
Coding region: 1-696 (231 amino acids)
Biological process (GO): galactose metabolic process
Cellular component (GO): cytosol
Molecular function (GO): galactokinase activity
Source: RefSeq, a predicted model, not a curated record